GUUAAUUGGGGGCGCUUCAAUAACAUGGAAAACCUUACUUCUAGAGGAAAAUUGACGAAAUUUGCCCUGAUUUAAUUGCAGUUCUUUGGAUAUUUAAAGUACAACAUAUCAUCACAAUGUAUGCGUGAUAAGAUUUUUAUUCUAAAGUGGUAACAACAAGGUCACCAUGAAUACGUUAAAGGGAUUUUGGAGAGGGUCAUCCCGGCGUUCUUCGUCGAGUGCCACUCAAGACAACUCUUUGGGUUUGAUGCAUCUACGGAAGCUUUACGUUGAACUUUGCUGCUCCGUGCAACCUUUGACCCAGAAAGAACAGGAAGAUAAACUUUAUGUGAUGUUACCACUGUUCUGCAAGGUGUUUGAAGCUAGCCCGGCAAGUGAUAUGAAGGAUAAAUUUGGGGAUGUGCAUCCUUUCACAGGUCAUAUAUCAAGAUUGUUUGUUACCGAAGUUCGACGAAGAGCGUCCAAUCCAUCUCCAGAGAAAGCGAGUCGAGAUAUUGCAGAAUAUAUUGAAAUACAAGGUAAUGGAAUGGAAGACAGGAGCCGUGGAUGGAUGCUUCUAAGAACUCUGACACUACUGAGCUCUGGGGGUCAGAGUAUCGUUGACGUGAUGACCACCUGCUCCCUGCCAUCUACUCUCGUCAAGUGUCUUUAUUUAUUUUUUGACCUGCCUCCUAUUGAGCAUGAUCAAGGAUCAGUGGACCAGCGCGACGGACAGAGGAAUGAUUUUUCACCAUAUGAGAGGAGAGUCCUUCUUCAAAAGGUGUUCUUGCAGUUAUUGACUCGUCUGUGUAACCACCAAUCACCAGCGGACGAGCUAGUUCGGCGUGACGAUCUAACGCUACUAUUCAGCGCCAUCACAAGCUGUUGUCCCCCUCACAAUCUGCCAUGGAGGAAAGGGGCUGCGGAAGUGCUGAUCACAAUUUCACGGAUGGGCCUUGAUCAAAAUGUUGUACAAUAUAUUCAUAAUAAAGGCUGCCUGGCAUUAUGUAUUGAGAACAUCAAACGACCACAGGAGCUGAGUCCACUAGACAUGGUGGAAAUGUGUUUCACCGUCUUCCAUUUCCUUAAGGAUUCCAGUGAUGUUUCCCAUAUCCUGUUGGAUGACUUCAGGACAUGCCAGGGAUAUAUCUUCCUUGCGGACUUUGUACUUAGACUUGAGAAAAUGGAAUCACAAGAAGCUAGUGAAGCUCUGCGCAAUUUAAUUUUUCUCAUCUCAUCUUUGAGCAUGUGUGGAUUCAAUGAACUUCGACCUAAUAGCUCCAUCCAGGAUGCCCCAUUUCAGCAACAUGGUUUUACUGUCCCCACUCCAAUAGGCAAUGGUGUCAGUGUACGAAAUCUACAAUCAUUUCAAGUUCUUCAAACUGUCUUCCUCAAAGCUGAAACAACUUUUCUAUGUACGACCAUCUUAGACGUAGUAUCGUCCAUCUACAACUCAGACCCUGCCAACUACUUCAUUCUGGAGCCUCAACACACGUUAUCGCAGUUCAUAGACCGCAUGUACUUAAAGUCCGACCAAGUACAGGAGAAGAUCUUUGAACUGCUGGAGUUUGUUGUUUUCAAUUUGAACUUUGUGCCCUGUAAAGAGCUAAUUAGUGUCAGCUUGUUAAUGAAGGGAGAGCAAUCAAUAGACUGUAGUAUAAUAGCAACACGGUACCUGCUAAAGAUACUGAGACAUAGUGCAAUAUAUCAAGAUGUUUAUAGAGAAGUAGGUCUUCUAGAGGUGAUGGUGACCUGCUUACGACGCUAUGCUACCAAGUUGAAAGAUAACCAAAAUGAGAAUAAUCAAGAAAUGAGUUCUGUUCCCAAAAUAGAAAUUCCAGAAAAACAAGAGAUGCUUGCCUUUCUAAUGAUGGAAGCGCUUACACUGCUACUCAACAACAAUCCUAAAAAUGCCAGUGUGUUUGGUGAGUGUGGAGGUGCCAGAUGUGUGCACAACCUGGUUCCAUAUCUCCAGUGUCGUUCACAAGCCCUGGCAGUAGUACAGCAGUUAAUCUUAGGCAGCAAUGGUGAUGAUGAUAUGGGAACACUUCUAGCAUUAAUGCAUUCUGCUCCUGUUACAGAACUCACACUAAAAGCGGACAUUUUGCAAUCAAUCUUGUAUGUCCUUCGGGAGAGCCAUAAAGCUAGAUUAGCAUUUCGUAAAGUUGGUGGUUUUGUGUAUGUCAUGUCUGUGUUAGUUGCCAUGGAGAGUUGCCUAGCAGAUAACCCAUCAUCACCAUGGAGUUCAGUGUCUGUAGAGCAGAUAUUCCAGCUGCUUCAUGUAGUAUUUCAAACAAUUAGUGCAGCAAUGCGACACGAGCCUGCUAACGCCAAGUUCUUUGUCACAGAGAUUCGUUUUGACAGUCUAAAGGAUGCUAUAAGGUUACUAGGCUGUUUUAGUAAAGGUCAAGAGGUCAUGUCUUCUUUGCAUCAAUCAAACAGUACUUCAUCACAUGACGAAGUUUCUAACUUAUCAACAUUCUAUAACUUAUUUGACAUUUCGGACAGCUCUAAAGGAAAAGUUGCUCGUAGUCUGCAGUCUGUAUGUUUAUUAUUGAGAUGUUUAUACGAUUUGGCAGUUGAUGCCUAUGAAAGUAAAUCAGCUGAGAUGCCAAUCAAUGCCCCUUCAAUGAGCCAUCAUGUUCAUGAUGCAUUUACCCCCCUCCCAACACCACCAACCUCACCAUCCAGAUCCCCGGAUGAACAUACACAAUUAAAGAUUCUUGAACAAGCAAAGAAGCGCAACUCAUUAUCACCAAGCCCCUCCCCAGCAAGAACACCAACAGCUGGUCUUUCUCAUUCAUCCACAAAGAACUCGAUCUCCUCCGGACACAGUCAGCCCCCUCCCCAUCCUACGAUAGUUCAUCCAGGAGCGGUCAUUUCUCUUUUGGAUCUUCUUCCUGCUAUUGGUACUGGAGACAAUGACCAGUUGGGAUUAGCAUUGCAAAUCCACACCACGAAUGUAAUCCAAGAACUUGUAAAGAGUGAGCGCAACCAGCAGGUCAUGUGUGAAGCAGGACUUCCGCAGCGACUUCUGUACAUCUGUAAUGUUGCACUAGCUGACGAAGACCACCCUCUACACAUGAACCUACAACACACACUAGAACGCCUUGCAUCACAGUCUCUGGAACCAAAAGACUUACGAGAUUUCCUUCGACUUGGAUCGCCACUGAACUGUAAGAUUUGGGAUGAUAAGUACAAAACAACAACAGAAAACAGUAAUAGUAGUUCACCGCUAGAAGUGUUAAAUUCCCUAAUUGAUUCACCAGAGGGAGGGAGCUCACUGAAUGAGUCAACUGCCUCCAAGUGUACCUGCAAUAUUUGUAUGACAGAAGGAUCUACCGUACCUCUCACACGUGUUAAGUGUCUCGUAUCAAUGACAACGCCAAGGGAUGUCCGAUUAAACAGCUCAUCUGUUACACCGGCUUUUGUUGAGUUUGAUAUGAGUGCAAAUGGUUACGGGUGUUUGUACUUGCCUAGUAUUGCACCGCAAUCCACACCUUCACAGGGGGUGGUAAGUUCUGUUGGAAUGACAGGAGGAUCAGAUACAUCAAUCAUCAGUGGAGUUGGCUCAGGUGAGAGACCAUUCCCUCCUCAGUCUGGUCUCACAUAUUCAGUAUGGUUCUGUGUUGAUCGCUAUGGCACGGCAGACUUUGAUAACCAUCAAACACGUCUCCUGACGGUCGUGCGUAAUAUUGUCGGCACAGACCACAAUUACGUGUGCUUAUCUGUCAAUAUAACUGCUCACGAUCGCUUCCUUGUCAUCAGUAGUCUAGAACGGCCAGUCUCAAAAGCAGUGGGGGACGAAGCAGCUAGUAAUGACUACACAGUUAAGGUAUGGUGUCCUGAACUUGCCCAGGAGGGCCAGUGGCACCAUCUUGUAGUGGUCUUAAACCGAGCUGUCAUGAAAAGUAGUUCUAUUUCUAUAUAUGUUGAUGGUGUCUCUCGACACACUCAGAGGAUGCAUUAUAUCCAGCUACUCCCAGGUGGCAAUGUCAACAAUCCAGGUGGCCUAGUCUCAAUAUACGCUUACAUAGGUACUCCAACAACUUAUCAAAGUUCAUCUCGCCUACUAUGGAGGCUAGGCCCAGCUCACCUGUUUGAAGAUGGCAUGAAUGGUGCCACCAUUGCAGCUAUUUAUAACCUAGGCCCUACAUAUGUUGGCAGCUUCCAGGCACCAAAGUCAGAAGCAAUUUUAUCCAAGAAUGAUCUCUACAACUUACAAAUUGCUGAAGACCGGAUCAUUUUUGGAAUCCACGCUCAUGCACUGAGCACGCUCACAAUCUCAAAAAUAAGGAAGAUUUUUAACAAAGUUGAUAGUAAAGCCUGUGCAAAACAACUGGUAUUGUCAUCACAUGACAAUGCUACACCAAUCAGAAUCUUGCACAACUCAGCUGGACAUCUGACUGGAACGGGGCGGUCAUUAGGGGCAGUUCUAUUUGGAAAUAUGGGUAUCCGAACAUUCUGUCCAAAACCUGUGGCCAGUACACUUGAGAAUGUUGGUGGGUCGGCAUGCUUAUUAGGACUGGUUGCCAUGGCUACAGAUGUUGAAGGUCUGUAUGCAGCAGUGAAAGCUUUAGUGUGUGUUGUCAAGAACAACGGACCAGCCAUGCAAGAGAUGGAGAGGACGCACGGUUACCAAAUUCUUGCCAUGUUACUUAAGAAAAAGAAGCAUCUACUUAACAGCCACAUCUUGCAUCUCACGUUCUCGCUUGUCGGUACUAUUGAUAGCGGCCGCGAAACACUGAUGAUUCCACACGAAAAAGCAUUUGAAGAUUUACUUGCAGAUUUGGAGUUGUGGCAUAAUGCCCCAAAUGAUCUUCAAAGAUCUCUCUUUGAACAUCUGCAUGAACUCCUCACCGAUUCAAGUGACUUGAAGAAAAAUGGCCGUCUGUUUCGUUCACUGAGAAUGGUGAACCGUCUCAUCAACAUGCUUCAUAACCACUAUUUAUCACAUUCCAAUAUUGUUGCUAUUAGCAACCUACUCCAGGUUCUCUUGCAAGGUGUCCCAAGUAGUACAGAUCUUUUGAGGUUUGCCCAGUUCCUUGUGUCUACUCUGCCAUCGUCAUCAGCAGAUGAAAGGUGUGUCACUAAAAGUGAUCUGGAAUUCCUAGUAGGAGAUGCCCACAGCCCUGUCAAAGACAGCGAUAGUGUCUCAGAUGACGGAUCCAGUGCGGUGUCUGCUCAUGACAUCCAUUUGAGGAAUGUGCUUUUAGAGAUGCUCUUCAAUCUUCUCCACACUCCAGGAACAAAUAAUAUCAACCAUAGCACCUGUGAUGAAAUACACAAAAUCUUGGGUUUAGACUGGGUGUUGUUGUUCAUGCAAGGACACUGUCAUCCAACGACAGUCAUCCUAGGCCUCCGCAUUCUGCUUGCACUUCUCUACAACCAGUCUAUGAUCUCGUGCUUCAGAGAAGGAAGAGAACGAUCUUAUGGAGGCGGCUGGCUAGACCAGACUGAUCAAGUUUUACAGAACAGGGUUGGAGUUGUGUUAGGUUUUAAUGUUGGCAAGAGCAGAAAGGUACAGGCCAGAGAAAUCAACAAAGAUGCCUGCCAUCAACCAGGAUUCCAGGUUCUUCAGUGGUGGCUGCAAAGACAUGCUGAUGUACCGCAGGUUUAUUUCCUUCUUAUGGCACUGAUGCUUGGACAACCUGUGCAAGAAUUAGGAGAACCUGGAAGCCAGUUGGAUCUGGAUACAAUGUGGAAGUUUGUUUUUGGUGUUCCUGCAAAUCAGCCAAUUGGUAACAAGCUAACAGGAUCAAUCUGCCCAGACGCCGGCCUUGUCAUCCUGUCACAGAUUAGGGUGAUGCUGAACGGGGCAUGGCAAGAUGAAGAUGAGAGGUCUUGGUUAAUGGAAUACCCUGUAAUAUUGGUCCAGUUCCUGCUCUUCCUCUACCACAACCUCACAGACUUCAAGCCAGUGUGUACCAGUGCUGACUUCCUCUGUGGCCUAGCUUCUUGCCUCUUUCCUUACCAACCACAUACAGAGCAGACCCCACCUAUGAGCAACCUUGAAGAUAUACCAGAAGAAACCCCUCAUUCUUUCCCUUGUGAUGAAGAAGAUUUGACUGUGGUUGGGGACGAAACUAAUGACAUUCUCUCCCCGAGUGAAGAGUUUAAGUUUGUUCCAGGGUUCAUGCCAUUUUUGGCAAGUCAGAACCAGGAUAAAUCCGGCUCAUCGCAUGGCAACCUAACAGAUCAUCCCGCAAGGAAGCUAGUCAUCAAUUUUUUGCGUGUCAUCAUUGUUGAUAGUCUGUCAUUGAGCAUGCCCAGUAAGACCCCACCUGUUUUGGAUCUUGUUUUGGAGGCUACACCAGAACGUGCUUCAACAGCUCAAAUUCAUGAGUUCCAGACUGAGAUGCUCACCACAUUAAUGGAGCAUUUCCUAAUGGCGGAUGUUCUGAUUGGUGAAGAGGCUGCAUUGCCAUUGGUUACCGGUGGAUCAUACAACAAUCUGAUCCAUAAUGUUUUUUACUUUGCCUCCCGGGUUGUUGACAAACUCUGGCAAGGUGUGUUUACAAAAGAUUCUAAGGAAGUGUUUGAUUUCAUAGCACAGUUAAUAGCUCAAGCUAAGAAGAGAGAAUCCUUUCCUAAAUUCUGGGCAAUUUUAAGCGCCGAAUUUGGUGGCAAGAAAGACAGCUCAUCACGUGGUCUUUCACUGGAUAACAUCUACCAUUGCUUGAACCGUACAAUAAUGUUUCAGUUAUCAAGACCACACAGUAAUGUUGCAGGGAAUAAAGAAGAUUCUGGAUGUUUUCAAAUGCAAAUAGAAAGCAAAGAUCUCACAGCUCUCUUAGAGGCUUUGCAUUGUCUGACAACCAACCGCAGUCUUGUGUUCGGUCCAGGUAACUAUGAAUCAGAGUUCAUAGGUUGUCUGUGUCAUCUCCUCUUCUGUCUCACGGCUGAUGCAAGCGGUAGUAACACGUGUUCCCAUUGUCAAACCAGUGACAGCGUUAGAACCACCACAUGGCACGUAGAACCGUUACUAAGGAACAACGAUAAGAAUGAGUUGACACAGAGUAGCAAUCAAGAAGGACAGUUGUUAGUAAGAAAUGCUGCGAGGCGUGUGUGGGAUGAACUUAUUCAGUGUAAAAAACAGCUUAUUGAAGACAUAUUUAAACUAACAUUGCCAUGCAAAACCAUCCAACAUGCUUUAACUGGUGGAAAAUCAUCUCAACAUGUUGAUCUUAGAAUAGCAAGGGAGACUAUGUCUGAACAUGCCAACAAGAUGUGGUUGGAAUACAUUAACAAAGAGAAGAAGAUUUCUGUCAGAGACUUCCAACAGCAGCAAUCACGUUUUGCACGUGUUGGUAGCGGCCUCACUCGGUUAGCUACAAAGAAGCUUAAGAGAGAAAGCAGUAUACAAAAAUUCCCUGUGUUUGGUAUUCAGGAUGCAAUAAAUUGUACGCUGACGCAUGUCGCAAUUGUUGAUGACCUUGUGAAAUUACAGUACAGCCAAGCUAAAGAGAGCCAGCAAUAUUUUCAAAAAUACAUUCAAACAGAAUGGAACCAGAUGGAAGUUGAGUUGACAAGAGAGCGAGGACUGUGGGGACCUCCACAUGGAUCUAAACUGGACAAGUGGAUUCUGGACCUGACAGAAGGGCCGAGUCGCAUGCGUAAAAAGAUGAUUCGCAAUGACAUGUUCUACCUCAACUAUCCGCACAUACCAGAUGUUUACAAAGACGCGGCUGAGUCUCCAAUAUUUAGAAAAGUGUUGGCCAAAGUUUCUGACGUGUUAGCCGAUCGCAAAGAGAAACCUUGCAAGGUUCGGAUGGCAAUGAGUCUGGACAGCCGUGAGUUUUUUUCUAGAAAAAGAGUCCAGAAGUUGAUGAAUACGCCACAGCCAGAUAGCCCAGUCUCGGAAUCAACCUCGGACUCGGAUAUUCAUGGGGAGACAUUGGAAGAAGAAGAAGGUAUUCGAACAGGCAUAAGGCCAUCAAGUUUAGUUACUAGGAAAGAUAAGACUGAGGAAGAAGAAACUGAUGUAAAUGAGGCAGAUACACCUGGAGAUAAAGAGGAGAACACAACAGACAACCAGAUGGUCCUCAGGUUGUUGGAGGAAGGAGAAAUAAUUCGCUACAUGUUUAGGUGUGCCCGUAUCCAGGGACUUGAUACGUCAGAAGGCCUGCUACUCUUCUGUAAGGAUCACUUCUACGUGGUCGAUGGCUUCACGUUGCAUUCCAGUCAUGAGAUUUGUGAUGUAGACUCACUACCAGCAAAAACUCAGGAGAACCAAGACCCAAUCAUUCCACGCACCUCACACUGCUCAAGAUCAGUCAGCAAGAAAAUGUGCAGCAAGUUUGCAUAUGAAGACAUUCGCGAAGUUCACAAAAGACGCUACUUAUUGCAGCCCAUUGCUAUUGAAGUAUUUUCGUCGGAUGGAAGAAACCAUUUUCUAGCAUUUCCCAGAAAGAUCCGUAACAAAGUGUAUGCAAGGUUUGUUGCUGAGGCAACAAGAUUGACAGAUGAUGCCAACCAAUCAGUAUCAGGGAUGAAGAGAAAUGCUCAGAUUGAAGGCGGGACUAGUUUUCUUGGUCUGGGAAAUCUGAUAGGAGAAAAAUCUGUCACACAGAGAUGGGAGCGUGGUGAGAUCAGUAACUUCCAAUAUCUGAUGUACUUGAACACUCUAGCCGGUCGCUCUUACAACGACCUCAUGCAAUACCCUGUCUUCCCAUGGAUCCUUGCAGACUACGAGUCCGAGGAACUGAACUUAGCCGACCCAACCACUUUCAGAAACCUGUCUCAGCCAAUGGGAGCACAAACUCCUGAACGACUUGGUCAGUUCAAUAAAAGAUAUCGUGAAUGGGAAGACCCUACAGGAGAAACACCAGCCUACCAUUAUGGCACGCAUUACUCAUCAGCGAUGAUAGUAGCCUCCUACCUCGUGCGAAUGGAGCCAUUUACUCAGCACUUCCUAAGGUUACAGGGCGGCCAUUUUGAUUUGGCUGACAGAAUGUUUCAUAGUGUGAGUGAUUCCUGGCAGUCAGCUUCCAAACACAACAUGGCCGACGUCAAGGAACUGAUCCCAGAAUUCUUCUACCUUCCGGAAUUCAUGACAAAUCAUAACAACUUUGAUUUUGGUGUGAAGCAAAAUGGUACUCGGUUAGGGGAUGUUAUUCUACCCCCAUGGGCAAAGGGAGAUCCAAAAGAAUUCAUCAGGAUGCACAGAGAGGCUUUAGAAUGUGACUACGUCAGCAGUCAUCUGCAUGAGUGGAUUGACCUCAUUUUUGGCUACAAGCAAUCUGGACAGGCUGCAGUGGAGGCUAACAAUGUAUUCCAUCAUUUGUUUUAUGAGGGCAACGUUGAUAUCUACAGCAUUGAUGACCCACUGAGAAAAAAUGCCACAAUUGGAUUUAUCAACAAUUUUGGACAGAUCGUUAAGCAGCUGUUUAAGAAGCCCCACCCACCAAAGAAGUUCAACAACCGAGUGGGCGACCAAUCAGGCUCAACAGUCAUCCAGAUUGACAGAUUGUUCUUCCAUAAUCUUGACCUCCUACGACCUGCCUUAUAUCCUAUCAAAGAAAUCAAAGGUCCUGUAGGUCAGAUCAUCCAAACUGAUAAAUCAAUAGUCUGCGUCGAGCAGAACAAAGUGCUUAUACCGCCCUCAUACCAUCGCUACUUUGCAUUUGGAUUUGCCGAUCUCAGUCUACGUCUUGGAAACUAUGACACAGAUCGUUUGACGACAGUGUUUGAAGGGACGCAGUGUGGUGAGAUUUUGACAGCAACUUGUGCCACCUCGAAGAUACUGAUCACCGGUGGGACAAGUACGGUGGUCCAUGUUUGGGAAUAUUCCACAAGCAAAGAGAAGUCUAACCAGCUGACAUUGAAACGUGCCUUAUAUGGGCAUACGGAUGCGGUCACAUGUUUAGCUGUGUGCACAUCGUACAACAUCAUCAUCAGUGGGUCUCGGGAUAAGACUUGCAUGAUUUGGGAUUACAAUCAACUCGUUUUUAUUCGUCAGUUACGUGACCUAGGUGCUCCUGUUACAGCUGUCUGCAUCAAUAAUCUAACUGGGGACAUUGCUAGUUGUUCAGGUGUGUACCUUCAUCUGUGGAGUAUCAAUGGCGACUUGAUAGCUAGUGUAAACACAUCCACUGGAAGAGAGCAACAGAUCUUAUGCUGUGCCAUGUCAGAGCUCGUAGAGUGGGACCAGCAAAAUGUUAUUAUGACUGGUUCCAGUGAUGGAGUCAUUAGGAUGUGGAGUGUGGAGUUUGUCCAAGUUCCAAAGGAGAACACCACUAAUGACAAAGUCCCAGAGAAAGUGCCUUCGGAAACCUCUUCCAGGAAUGAUGACCAUCAUGACACCUUGACAGCCAACAAUCAUGACACACCAGACAACCUCUCUGAUGCUGACACCAAGAGUAUCGAUAGCGCCCUCAGCGCUGGAGAUCUAGCGUUGAUGUGUCGUGUUUCAAAAUCUGAUCCUUGGUGUUAUGAAAACGGUAAUGACGCACAAAGCACCUGUGCCAUUGACGAUGGAAUGGCAUCCAUUGAGAGUAGUCAAUACACGGUUGGAGAAGACUUGGCUGGGACUGGAACAAUCUACAGAUCAACCAGCUCAGAUGAUGUCAAAACAUCACAACCUGUCUCUCUGUCCGUAACAAGGGCAGACAGCAAUAAUCAAUUAGAUGACGAUCAUGUCGGAAUGGAACCCCAGUACAGUGUCACUCCUGAAAAUGACAGUUUGAUUAACAGUAGAGGGCAGUCUAAUGUUAACUCUCCAACUUCGCCAUUAAGCUCAAGUGACUAUAUCAUAAUUACAGAUAGUGAAUUAGAACAAGUAAAAGACACAAAAGAUGAAAAAGAGAGUAACACAUCAGCAAUGCACAGGAAUAUAUUGAAACCAGGGUUCAAAUGGCAGCGUCAACUAAUGUUUCGCAGUAAACUUACGAUGCACACAGCAUUUGAACGCAAAGACAAUACUCAACCAGCUCAUGUUACAUCGCUUGCCAUUUCAAGAGAUCAUUUAAAAGUGUUUGUUGGCGAUGAUAAGGGGCGUGUAUUUAGUUGGACCGUAGCCGAUCCAUGUGGUAAAGGUGUUGCCGAUCACUGGGUGAAGGAUGAGCUUGGUGAGAAAUGCAAUCAAUGCGGUGUUAAGUUCACGCUAACCGAACGACGACAUCACUGCCGUGACUGCGGAAACAUAUUUUGUCAGAAGUGUAGCCGAUACGAGUCGGUCAUUCCACGCCUUCGCAUAACAAAGCUGGUGCGUGUGUGCCAAGCUUGUUAUUAUCGCCUCAAGUCUGCCUGAGAUCCUUUUCAUUCCACAAUAGACAAAAAUAUUAUAGAGACAUCCAUUGGGUCUUGUUUCUCGUAUACUAUAUAUAUAUAUAUUAAAAAAAAGGAUUGGAAUUGUAAAAUGUUUGUUUUAUUUCUUAAUAGUGGAUUGUAAUUAUAACUUGUAUAUUUAAUUAAUUCCAAAAGAAUGGUUUACAAAAGAAAAUGUGAAGGUUUAUUGUUUAUGUAUAAAAUGUAUAUUAUAUUUACCAAUCAUGCCAAAAAUGUAAUGUACUGUAUGUUAGAUGACAGGAUUUCAGUCAUGUUUAUCUCAACGCUGGUUGGUAGCAAUGCAUAAAUUAUGCUUUAUGUAAAACAUUUAAGACCAAGAAUCUGUAAGGCACAAAUCUUAAAUUAUUUGACAUAGUUAGGACAUUUGUUUAUAUUUGUUUUUCUGUACCAUUGGGAAUAAGUGCGUCGUGGUGGAGAGAAGACUUGAACCAGGAAUUCUGGUAUAAACAGCAUGUGCAUAUCACUACCAACAGAGUUAUGAAAAUUUAAUGUUCAGUUGUAGGAGACUCCUAGUGGUAAUUUUAACUAGUAUAUAUUAUAUUAUCUAUAAACAUGAAAUGUGUGUAUAUAGAGUUUAUAGAAUUUAGAUAGUUAUGAAUGUUGGUCUAUAGCUAUAUAUUCUGUUUGAUCAGAAUUGGGCUCCAGAUGUACAAAUACUUGGGGGGAAAAUGAGAUAAAUCUGUGUAUACAACAUAGUAACCAUAUGUACAACAUUAGAUUGCCAUGUGUGUAUACCAUAAGCGAUCAUGUGUACAACGUGAGACUGUCAUGUGAACAAUGUGAGACACCCAUGUGUAUAACAUAAAUGAUCAUGUGUACAACAUGAGACUGCUAUGUGCAGUGCAUGAUAUAACCAUGUAUACAAUACUUGACAACCAUAUGUACAGCAUGACACAGCCAUGUGUGCAACAUGAAACAACCAUGUGUAUCAGAUGACACACUCAUGCAUAUGACAUGAGACAAGAAUUUGAUGACAUGAUCAUGUGUAAUCAUGAAAUAACCAUGUGAAUAACAUGACAUGAUCACAUGUACAACAUUAAUUAACAUUAACAUUAUUUUAUUUCACUUAUUCACAUCAGGAUUUAUUUCUAGGUUUAUUGAAUUGCACCGUAAUAUAGGUUUGUAGUUGAAGGUACCACUACUUAAUGGCAUUAUUAAACUAGUACUUUGAUUAAAUUUUUUUAAUUACAUUUUAUAAUUUGCACAAGACAAUCUAAAUUAUGGUAUUUAAUUCAGGCUCAGUUGGCAUCAAGCAAAUAAAAGAAACAGACCUUCCACUCUGAACUAUCAUAAAAUGGGCCAAAUAUUGAUAAUCUAUAAGUAAAUAAUAUAUUUUAGUUCUCCAGUAUCCAUUAUUAAAUAUGUAACUUUUUGAAUCAUUUAUGAAUUUUGGUCAGAAUAAUCUUGCUGUCAAUAAUCUAUUUAUAAAUUGGAUGUUAUUUUGUACUUAAUGAAUGAAUCACAAAUCAACUUGAAAGCAUUAUUAUCAUUAGAAUGCAUUAGUAUAUUUCAGUGUAUGUUUUUCCCUUACAUAAGGCUAAACGGUAAUUGUUAUGUGCUGAGUAGUCAUUUGGCUCUUCUUUAUGAUUAACCCUAUUUUAAAGAUUUAUUUAAAAAUUUGUGUUUGUAAAUUUGAUACAUGCUAAUGUUUAACAUGUAAAAUAUGUUGUAAUUUGGGGAGAUUUUAGCCCCUUACUUAUAUAUUUCUUUGAAUUUAAAUUUGUUAAAAUGAUAUCCAAAUUUAUGAUUAAAUAUUAUAAAUGAUAAAAGCGACAUCUUGCCAGUACAGUAUAGGCAUAGUGGUAAAAAGGAAUUGUUAUACUGAUAAUAAAUAAUGUGCUUGUAGAAUACAACUUGCUAUGAGCACUAACACAAUCAAUAGAAUAGAACAACAAAAACUUAUUUAAUGGUUUCAACGAAUCCUGUUUCGCUUGUUCUUGUAAAUUGAUCUCACGUAGAGUAGAGUUUAACAAAUGAGGUCACAUGUAGCAUCAUAGCCAAUCAAGAAGUAGAGAUCAGGAUGUUCAUUUUUUUGUCAUUAGAAUGGUGAAUGUGGGCCUAGACAGUAAUCAUGGUGGUAUUGAGAGUCUAGAAACACUGGACACUGAUGAUUCAGAGGAAGUGAUCAUAAGCCUUGUGGUGCUAUUUAUCUUGUUCUGUUCUUUGUUUUAAUUUAGCUUUUUUUAUGUUUAUAUUUUGUACUGUAAGCAGUAGUUUCAUCAACACUAUCUUUGUUUAAUUUUUGACAUUGGAAUUUUUAUUUUAUUUGAGCAAUAUUUUAUGAAUCUAACCCUCACAAAUCUGGCACUAAUUCCAAAUAUAUAUGAUUAUUUAGAAAAAUUAACUUAAUCAAUUAACAGUUAAUCAAUUAACAGAUGAUGUAUUGGUAUGUAAUUUUAAGCAUAAAGGUAUAUUUUUAUACCCUCAUGGUAUAUCAGUGUUUGUAUUGCCAAAUAUAGAAAAAAAUAUCCUACAAUAAAUAUCCUGCAGAAAUCCCAAUUAAUAGUAUCCAGAUAUGCAAUGUGACAAAUAUCAUCAUGCCCAAAUAUGAAUGUUAUAUGACAUUAUCAUGCCCAUAUAUGGAUGAAAUAUGGCAAAUUGCAUUUUUUUUGUUUAUCUUUAUCCAAUUAUUUUUAUUUCUCUCAUUUUAUAUUUUGCAUAGUCAUUGUGUACCAUUUUACAGUACUUUAUUUACCCAGUUUAAUUUGCACUAUGACCUUUGAUAAUUUAUUUGCAAUUAGUACAUUAUACACGUUUGAUUAUUAUGUUAUGGAAUAUGAAUAUACAUACAUAUAAAUUGCUGCAAGUACAAUAUCCCUAUACCUAGAUGAUUGGCCUUUUGUUAUAUUAAGAUCUAAUCCAGCCGAGGAAGGACACUAAUUAAAUAACUGAUAUACGCCCCCAAAAAGUGGAUAUGAGGUAGGCUAGAGCGCACUCAAGAAGCCGCAGCUGUAUUAUAAUGAUGUGACAUUAAAUGUUGCUGUGUGAUAAAAUUAAAUGUAUAUAAAUAAUAAAAUAUUUGUAGAAACAGUGCUCAAAACAAUGAUGUAAAGAUUGUAUUGGACAAAGUCCAUCAGUGAAAAGGUUCUUUAAAAAGUGCCUCCGAUGGGUCCAAACUGCAACAGGGGGCGGAUCAAGAGAUGUCCAAUGGGGGGGCCGAUCGAAACAAUGAUCGAAUAUGCUAGGGGGUCCUGGGUCAUGCCCCCGCGAAAUUUGUGUGUUCUAGAUGCCCGAAAAUAACAUUUGAGGCAUUCUGGGCCAUCAUUUUUUUCUUUUUCUUCCUUUUUUCCUUCCUUUUUUCU
Molecule: messenger RNA, 14570 nt
Organism: Anneissia japonica
Lineage: Eukaryota; Metazoa; Echinodermata; Crinoidea; Comatulida; Comatulidae
Product: WD repeat and FYVE domain-containing protein 3-like
Exons: 69
Coding region: 167-11230 (3687 amino acids)
Molecular function (GO): metal ion binding; protein binding
Source: RefSeq, a predicted model, not a curated record